AAAAAAUAGUCAAAAGUUUCUCUCUCUCUCUCUCUCUCUCUCUCAGUAUCAUCACACAGUCAAUGAACCUUCUUCCGCCAUAGAAAGCUCUCUCUGUCUCUCUCUUACUCUCCCUCUCCUCCUAACCCUAGAAGACCACCGAACUAGAUCCACCUUUUUUUUUUAUCAUCAUGAAGAAGAAGAUCUUCAUUACACUUCUCUUCAUCACCUCCUUCCUCUGUUCAUCUUCUUCAGCAGAAGACGACGUUCUCUGUCUCCAAGGUUUGAAAGACUCCCUCAAAGAUCCUUCUUCUCGACUCACCUCAUGGUCUUUCCCAAACUCUUCAGCUUCUUCGAUUUGUAAACUCACCGGUGUCUCCUGCUGGAACGAGAAAGAGAAUCGUAUCAUCUCACUCCAACUCCAAUCAAUGCAGCUCGCCGGCGAGAUUCCUGAGUCUCUUAAGCUUUGUCGUAGUUUGCAAUCCCUAGAUCUCUCCGGAAACGAUCUCUCCGGUUCGAUUCCUUCUCAAAUCUGUUCUUGGCUUCCUUAUCUCGUUACCUUAGAUCUAUCUGGUAACAAACUUGGUGGAUCGAUUCCUACUCAGAUCGUUGAGUGUAAGUUCUUAAACGCUUUGGUUUUGAGUGAUAAUAAGCUUUCUGGUUCGAUUCCUUCUCAGCUGAGUCGGUUAGAUCGGCUUAGACGUCUUUCAUUAGCUGGUAACGAUCUCUCCGGUUCGAUUCCUUCUGAGCUUUCGAGGUUUGGAGAAGAUGAUUUUAGUGGGAAUAAUGGACUUUGUGGGAAGCCUUUGUCAAAGUGUGGUGCGUUGAAUGGGAGGAACUUGAGUAUUAUCAUAGUGGCUGGUGUGAUUGGUGCUGUUGGAUCUUUGUGUGUUGGUUUAGUGAUAUUUUGGUGGUUCUUUAUUAGAGAAGGUAGUAGUAGGAAGAAGAGAGGUUAUGGUGCUGGGAAAUCUAAAGAUGAUAGUGAUUGGAUUGGUUUGUUGAGGUCACAUAAGCUUGUUCAGGUUACUUUGUUUCAGAAACCUAUUGUGAAGAUCAAAUUGGGUGAUUUAAUGGCUGCUACUAACAACUUUAGUUCUGGGAAUAUCGAUGUUUCGUCGAGAACUGGUGUUUCGUUUAAAGCUGAUUUACCUGAUGGGUCUGCACUUGCGGUGAAGAGGCUUAGCGCUUGUGGGUUUGGUGAGAAACAGUUUAGGUCGGAGAUGAGUAAGUUAGGUGAGAUUAGACAUCCUAAUUUGGUGCCGCUUUUAGGUUAUUGUGUUGUGGAAGAUGAGAGAUUGUUGGUGUAUAAGCAUAUGUCUAAUGGCACGUUGUUCUCUCAGUUGCAUAAUGGUGGAUUGUGUGAUGCUAUUUUGGAUUGGCCGACUCGGCUUAAUAUUGGUGUGGGAGCUGCUAAAGGGUUAGCUUGGCUGCAUCAUGGAUGCCAACCGCCGUAUUUGCAUCAGUUUAUUAGUUCCAAUGUUAUACUUCUUGAUGAUGAUUUUGACGCUCGGAUUACUGAUUACGGAUUGGCUAGGCUGGUUGGAUCUCGUGAUUCUAACGAUAGCUCGUUUAAUAAUGGAGAUUUGGGGGAGUUAGGUUAUGUGGCGCCUGAGUAUUCAAGUACCAUGGUUGCAUCUUUGAAAGGAGAUGUUUAUGGGUUUGGGAUUGUGCUUCUUGAAUUGGUUACAGGGCAAAAGCCUCUGUCUGUUAUUAAUGGUGUGGAAGGGUUUAAAGGGAGUUUGGUUGAUUGGGUGAGUCAGUAUUUGGGUACGGGUAGAAGCAAAGACGCUAUCGAUAGAAGCAUAUGUGGUAAAGGACAUGAUGAAGAGAUAUUGCAGUUCUUGAAAAUCGCAUGUAGCUGUGUUGUGUCAAGGCCUAAGGAAAGGCCAACGAUGAUUCAGGUGUAUGAAUCGUUGAAGAGCAUGGCAGAUAAACACGGUGUUUCUGAGCAUUAUGAUGAAUUUCCACUGGUCUUCAACAAACAAGAAGCUUGAGUAUCUUACCAGAAACUGGAAGUAGUCUUUUUUUUUUUUGGCAGCUUAAGCGCUAAAAAGGUAUGAGAAAUCUACUUUGUAUCAAAAGCUUUUUUUUUUUUUUUUUUACUUUAUAUCUCAUUCUUUGUUCCUUCCCUACUGUUCUUAGUUUUAACAGUGUCAGUACUCUUGUUUGUCUUGUAUCCCCCUACCGUAUAAUUGUGUACAUUCUCGUCGGGUCAUCAAUGUACUCUUUGGAAUGUAACCUCUUCUGAUGAAAUGAGAAGUCUUCUGUCUUAUUUCAUAA
Messenger RNA from Camelina sativa (false flax), 2259 nucleotides. Lineage: Eukaryota; Viridiplantae; Streptophyta; Magnoliopsida; Brassicales; Brassicaceae. The record is from RefSeq and is a predicted model, not a curated record.